AUGGCGCCGCCUCUCUCAUGGCGCCCCUCUUUCUUCUACCCUGACAAAACCCUAAUCCCACCACCACCACCACAACCACUCACGUCUCCUCCUCACUCCACCAUCACCAACAUCUCCUCCCUCUCCUUCCCCGCCCCACACCUGCUCCCUCUGCGCCACCCACUCACCACGCCCCCCUCCGCCAUUAACGCCGCCUCUCCUCCUCUCCCUCUCUCUCCCCACCACCUACUCCUCCACCACCUCGCUCUCGACGACGGCGAAGCCGCCGCCCUACUCCGCAACCACCCCGAGCUCGAAUCCGCCUCCCCCGACGCCCUCCGCCGCCGCCUCCUCGCCCUCCGCUCCGCCGAAGCCCCCGGCCUCAGCCCCGCGAAACUCUCGCAGCUUCUCGCCGCCGCCGAUUCCGAACUCCUCCCGAGCUUCGUCGCCGGGGUCAACCUCUUAAAGGAUCACGGAAUCCCUAGAGAGGAACUGGUCCAUGUGCUCAACAAUGUGAACGCCCACAAGGUGUUCGGCGAAAAGCCGCUUAGAGAAUUGGAGGUGAUGAUCCUUUACUUAAAACGCUACGGAUGGCCGGAGCUCGUGAUCCGCCGGCCGAGCCUAUUAAAUCUCGAUUUGGAAACCCAGCUGGUCCCGAGAGUUGAGUUUUUGAUAAACCUCGGCCGCGGGGACGAGCCGGCUGCCGCAUUCCUGAUCCGGAAACUGCCCGCAAUCUUAUCCUACACCGCCGACCACUUCCGGUCCCACCUCCGCUUCUGGCAAUCCGUCGGCCUGACCGACGAAGAGCUCUUUAAGAUCGCGCUUGUCUACCCCAACAUCUUCAGCAUCGGCAUUGAGACGAAGCUGAGGCCGCGAGUCGAAUUGCUUCGCCAAUGCGGUUUGGACGCCGAGGGCAUGUUCAAAUUCUUGAUCAAGGCGCCAUUGUUCCUCAGCCUCUCUUUCAGGGAGAAUCUCGCGAAGAAGCUCGCAUUCCUCGUGAAGAUCGGGCACAGGCAUCGGACCAGAGAGCUGGCCUCGGCUUUGGGGGCGAGCACGCGGACGAGCUGCGAGAACAUGCAGAGGGUGGUCGAGUUGUUCUUCCGGUACGGGCUGUCGUGCGCGGACGUGCUGGUGAUGAGCAAGAAGCACCCGCAGGUGCUGCAGUAUAACCACGCGUCGCUGGAGAAGAAGAUGGAGUUCUUAGUGGAGGGGAUGGAGCGGGAGAUCGGCGAGCUGCUCAUGUUCCCGGCCUUUCUCGGCUACAACUUGGACGACCGGAUCAAGUUGCGGUACGAGAUGAAGAAGGAUGUGAGAGGGAAAGGGAUGUCACUCAACAAGCUCCUUAGUGUAGCCUCAGAUAAAUUUCACUUGCAGAAAAGCACUUCUGAGAUCGGUUCAAAUUUGUAAAUUUCGAUCCAACAAGAGAACAGGAGUUUUAUCUACAAGGGACUGUACACUAUGUGCUCAGUAUGAUCUCCACUGUAUCUAGUAUUCACAUUGUCGAUGAAAUUAAACAACAUGUAGUUCCUGCUAGUUCCUAGCCUGCUUUGUACCCGCCAUGUUUGGAAUUCAAACAGAUUCGUGUCUCAUGCGCAGCAUUGCUCUGCAAA
Molecule: messenger RNA, 1589 nt
Organism: Ananas comosus (pineapple)
Lineage: Eukaryota; Viridiplantae; Streptophyta; Magnoliopsida; Poales; Bromeliaceae
Product: transcription termination factor MTERF8, chloroplastic
Exons: 2
Coding region: 1-1386 (461 amino acids)
Biological process (GO): regulation of DNA-templated transcription
Molecular function (GO): double-stranded DNA binding
Source: RefSeq, a predicted model, not a curated record